This is a messenger RNA of Schistosoma rodhaini, 3834 nucleotides long. The record is from the annotation of a GenBank genome assembly. Lineage: Eukaryota; Metazoa; Platyhelminthes; Trematoda; Strigeidida; Schistosomatidae.
CAUGGAAUUCAGUCACACUAUCAUAUACAUAGUAUUAAAAUCAACACUCCAGUGAACGACAUAUUCGCCAAUAUUUUAUCUAAAUUUCCAAAGUUAACGAAACCAGAUUACAGUGAAAACACCAUCCAGCAUUCUGUGGUGCAUCGAAUUAUCACCAAAAACCAACCAGUUUCGGCACGUCCUCGUCGUUUACCACCGGACAAACUUGCAGUUGCAAAGGCCGAAUUUGAGCACAUGAUGCGACUAGGAAUAAUACGUCCGUCGAGUAGCUCCUGGGCAUCCCCACUCCACAUGGUACCUAAGAGGGAUCAGGAUUGGCGACCUUGUGGUGAUUAUCGAUCACUGAAUAACUUAACUUUACCAGAUCGUUACCCCAUUCCCCAUUUACACGAUUUUUCACUUACGUUACACGGUAAACAAAUUUUUUCUAAAAUCGACCUUGUGCGAGCGUACCAUCAAAUUCCAGUAGCAUCUGAAGAUGUAGCGAAAACAGCCAUCAUUACCCCAUUUGGUUUGUUUGAAUUUCUGAGAAUGCCAUUUGGAUUAAAGAACGCCGCACAGACUUUUCAACGAUUUAUGGAUGAAGUCACUAAAGGCCUAGAUUUUGUUUUCGUGUAUAUCGACGAUGUAUUAAUAGCCAGUAGUUCAUUUCACGAACAUAUUGAUCACCUACAUCAACUUUUCGAAAGAUUUCAGAGAUUCGGUAUAGUCAUUAACCCAUCCAAAUGCAUUUUCGGAGUCGAAGGCUUAGAAUUUUUGGGUCACUCGAUUGACAAACAUGGUAUCAAACCCUUAGACGCAAAAAUUGAAGCUAUCAAAAAUUUUCCAGAGCCAGACUCACUAAAUAAACUUCGACGUUUCUUGGGUAUGUUUAAUUUUUAUCGUCGGUUUAUCCCUCACUGCUCAGAUAUUCUACAACCCCUAACGGAGGCAUUAAAAGGCAAAGCCAAAAAGUUCACAUUAUCCUCCGAAGCGAAAGAUGCCUUUACUGCUGCUAAAACAGCGAUUGCUUCUACCACCAUGCUGACCUACCUCAGUCCUGAUCCAGAAGCAACACUAAUUUUGUGUACAGACGCUUCUCAGGCAGCGGUAGGCGCGGUGCUGCAACAAAGAGUAAAUAAUGAAGUCAAGCCACUUGCUUUCUUUUCGAAGAAGCUAGAACCGGCCCAAACCCGAUACAGCACGUUUGGCAGAGAAUUAUUAACUGUUUAUCUAGCAGUUAAACAUUUUAAACACUUACUACAAGGUAGAGAUUUCGUAAUCUUCACUGAUCACAAACCUUUGACUUACGCUUUCAAUGCCAAAAGUGAUCGUUAUUCUCCUAGAGAAACUCGACAGUUAGAUUACAUUUCUCAAUUUUCUACCAACAUACAGUUCAUAAAAGGUGAGUCAAAUGUUGUGGCAGAUACUUUGUCACGUUUCGACAUUGAUGCUAUUUGCUCCACUAAAGGAAUUGAUUUGUUGGACAUUGCACGCUUACAGGUUGAUGAUCCUGAUCUUGCGGCUUGUAAACAAAAUUCGAGUCUAGUAUUAAAAAGUAUUCCAAUAGCACAUUCUGAUUCUACUAUAAUUUGUGAUACUUCAACUGGAAUACCCAGGCCAUUUGUGCCAAUAGCGUGCAGAAAAAAAGUUUUUGAUUGUCUUCAUUCAUUAUCUCACCCAGGAGUUCGAGCUACUGCGAGACUGAUCGGAGAAAGAUUUGUCUGGCCAAAAAUGAACUCAAACAUAAAGGAAUGGACCAGAAAUUGUUUACAAUGCCAGCGUAGCAAAGUUCACAGACAUACGAUUACAACACCGUCAACAUUCAAUCUACCUGACCAUCGUUUUCAGCAUGUCCACGUUGAUUUAGUUGGUCCUUUACCCCCAUCUAACGGAUUUACUUACAUCUUUACUGCAGUGGACCGUUUUACCAGAUGGCCAAUAGCAUGUCCAAUAAAAGAUAUCUCAGCAGAAAAUAUUGCUGCCGUGUUUCUUGACAGAUGGAUUUCUAAUUUCGGUGUACCUUCUACCGUUACUUCCGACAGAGGUUCACAAUUCCAAUCGCACCUCUUCAACGAAUUUACGCGCAUCUUGGGAAUCCAUCACAUCACUACAACUGCAUACCAUCCAGCAGCAAAUGGACUAGUGGAACGAUUCCACAGACAACUCAAAAGCUCAUUGAUGGUACAGCCUGAUGUAACUAGAUGGAGUGAAUUCCUACCUCUCAUAUUAUUGAGCAUACGCUCGACAAUUAAGGAAGAUCUACAAUGUACACCUGCUCAGCUAGUUUAUGGAACUAAUUUAACCUUACCUGGUCAACUAGUCACGCAUAAAGGCACUUCUGUAUGUACAGACCCCUCCUCCUUUUGCGAAAGACUAAUGAGCCACAUGAAUAGCAUUAAGCCUGUUGCACCUCGACCAGUCUUCUUAAAAGAGCAAAUUAGCAAGCAUCUAAACACAUGUAAAUUUGUGUUUGUCCGUGUCGACUCAGUAAGACGUCCUUUACAACACCCUUAUGAAGGACCUUAUGAAGUAGUAGACAGGCAAGCAAAAUAUUUCACAAUCAAGAAGAAUGGGAAAAAGGAAACAGUUGCAAUUGACAGGUUAAAACCCGCUUUCAUAGAGUCUGAAACACAUAACAGUCGAAAGCCUUCUAAAGACAACAACUGCACAACACAGCUUCCUGCGUUUCCAGCUAAUUCUUCACCUACUUCUGUGAAAUCGCCAACUCAAACAAUGUGUGAUGCUAAUGUUAUGGCUCCUACAAACUUAGUUCCUAAUUCCACUACCUUACCUAUUUCAAAAACCACUCGUACAGGAAGACAGGUACAUAUUCCUAAACGUUAUGCUGAAUUCAUUACUAAAUCUUCCUUCGAUCAUAUUCUGUAAUGUGAGUAAAUACCCAUAUGCUAAGAGUUACUCAUGACAUAUUUUAACUAUAAGUGUAUGCGUUUUACAUGACGCUCAUUAUUAACUGUAACGUUACCCAACUUAGUUGUAUUUGUUCAUUUUAUAAUUGAUCGUUUACAUUGAUAUAUACAGAUAUUAAAAAUUUUUCCGGUAAUAUAUCAAUUUAAUUAACGUUAUUAUAAAUAACACUAUUAUUUUUAUUAUACGUUCAAUUAUCUUUGUUAAAUAUUUUUAAAUACAUUAAAAAUAAUAAACACAAAAUUUUUUUUUAUAACCACACAAAAACAUUUUGUUUCAUAAGUAUAUAUACUUAUUAAAAUUUUUUUUGAUAACCUCUAUUUAUUCUUUCCUUUGUUGUGUAAUAAUUUUUUUUCCCUCCAAAGCACUUAGAAUUUACGUCGGGCAUACCACCACCGACGCAUGCCCUAGGGGGGGAGUUAUAUAGUGACAUUUAUGUCUAGUGAUUUUUUGUAACAACAAAUUAAAGGUCACAUAUUUUUCCUAGUUGUCACACUUUUUAUGUAAUCACACUCAUAUUCGAUAUUUAUUGUUUUUCUGUAUCAAUGGUAAAGAAACGAAUACUUUUGUUUGGUUAUAUAUAUCACUACUUCACUACCGCGCUUCUUAAAAUAUAAGCGUUGUAUCCGCCGUCUAUUCUUCUGCUUUAACGGCCACGGCCUUUGAUUGAAGAUUAUAAUAGUAUUAUAACAUCUUUUUAGACCAUUCCACACUACGUUGGUGUUUUGGCCCGGAUCAUUACUGAAUAAUACUACUGGAUCUAAUCUUCUCCAUUUUGCUGUUGGUGCCAUCACGUGCAGAGGAAUCUUUGUUAACCAAGUGAACUUAUUUGUGGUUGUUAUCUCAGAAAGCAGCUUACAAGUAACAUUCAUUUCAUAACACUGUUACCAUUUUGUUGCUCAAUAUACCUUUUUAUAAUUUAACUGU